Molecule: messenger RNA, 930 nt
Organism: Cylindrotheca closterium
Lineage: Eukaryota; Bacillariophyta; Bacillariophyceae; Bacillariales; Bacillariaceae
Source: the annotation of a GenBank genome assembly
AUGAGCAACGAUAGCAACGAUAAUAGCGCUAACAGCAGCAAUCUUGCAAACAUGGUUCAAGAACGCAAAGUUUGGUUGGAAGCUCACGGUGCCAUGGAAGGCAUUCAAGAAGGUGCCUACCAAAUCAAAGCCGAAUUAGUGGACCAACGCCAUCUAGAAAACCUACAGCUGACUCCAAAUUCCAAACUCAUUCAUUUUCAACGUCAUGCACAAGGAUAUCACAAUUUGAUUUUUCGAAUCUUGGAAGAAAAUGGUUUGCCCAUUACCGACAUUUACAAUCCAGAUCCUGCUGUGAAUCCCUUUGUCAAACCGGAAAUUCGGGAUUCGCCCCUGACGGAAUUGGGACGGAGUCAAUGUUUGGAACAACGCAUCAAGGUUGAGAAAUUGGGGAUCAAGCCCGAAUUGGUCAUUGUAUCUCCCAUGCAUCGGGCGCUAUUGACGGCACUCUUGACUUUUUCACAACCACCAAGAGAUCAUGAUACUACUCAUAAUGAUACUCAUAGUGAUACUCAUAAUGAGAAUGAGAAUGAUGCUGGUCCAUCCUUUGUGGCCCACAGUGGAUGCCGGGAAGAAUUGGGAAUCCUCACUUGCAAUUGGAGACGUCCGCUCAGCGAGACACAAAUUGAAUUCCCGCAAGUGGACUUUGGAUCACUCCUAGCAACGGAAGGAGACGAAGAUUCCUUGUUUAAUCUGACCGAACAAGAAAACCCGACGCAUCAGUCCCAACGGAUUUAUGAUUUUCUGGUGGACUACCUUCGGGUGCAACCCCAAUCUGAAAUUGCGGUGGUGGGUCAUUCGGCCUGGCUCUUUACCAUGUGCAAUGCAGUCAUUGAUUGUGGUGACGACGAGGAAUUGACAUCGUGGUUUGGAACCUCGGAGAUUCGUUCCAUGAUACUCACGUGGGAAACCACAAAACGAGGAGACGAAUGA